AUGGGUGUGAUCAGUCUCUUUGUGGUGCGGUGCAGCUCUAUUACUCUGGAUCUGAGCCUCCUGUUUUGGUUUGUGAUGCUCUCCCACACCCAGCCUCCACCCUAUCUCUCCCUCCCGGUUCAAAUCUCUGUGCCCCCUCCAUGGCGCUCUCUCCCUGUGUCCCAGGCCGAUCUGGGGCCCCUCUUCACCAACUCCAGCCCUUUCUCCUUCACACAGUGCCUGCUGCUCAUGCCUCCUGUAGGACACGACUCCAGACCAGUUCUCCGUGCUACGUUAGGACCGUACUCGGUCACACAGCUUGUCUCUGAGGCCAUCGCUCCUCUGUCUGCACCUCUUGUGGCGGUCCUGCUCUCUAAAACGAUGGUGAGAGAACGGGAGUCUAAACAAGAAGCGAGAGCGAAGGUGCGAGUGCUGUUUUACAUAAGGGGCGACACGAGAAGUGGACGAUGUGUGACCCUUCAUGCUUUCAAGCAGACCGAGGAGCACAAAUCAUCUUGCAUCACUCAGCCUCCUCUCGGACUGUGCGUGGUUUCCAUGAUGUUACCCAGCGACUGGUUCAAGCCCGAUGGGUCCGUCCAGCUGGAUCAGGACCAAAGCUUCAGACAUCACCAGGACAGAAUCCGAUCUCGCACCCACGGUCCAUGGUGGAAAAACAUCCCUGAGUCUCUAAGGGCCAAACCUGAAAUCAGUCGUGAUAAGAUUCAGCUCUACUCCUCCUCCUCCUCUUCAUUUGGGAUUGUGACCAAUCCUGAAAACUCGCCGAGUAGAUGUGUGGGUGACAGAUCUGAGCAGUCACAGAGAAAUCUGUAUUAUAUUGGUUCGCUGCCGCUUUCGGAUCAAGCAGCCAGAGACGACAGGACAGAAAAAGAAUUUUCCUGCUCAGGGGAGCUACAAGAGGAUGAGAUAUGGUUGAAUCCCAAUGUGCUGAUGUACUAUAACAGUGGGCCAGUGCGAGCUGGACAACCAGUCGGAGUGACAUUAAAUCUAAGGGCCAAUUUUAGUGCGGAUUUUUUCAUUGUGAGACUUCGAGUGAAGAAACGAUUACUGUCAGUGCAAGCCCAGCCUACCAUGAGCGCUGACCAGUGGACCGUCAAAGUGAGGACAACGUCAGGGUCCAAACACAACACGUUUUCCAUAAUCUGUCACAGAACUGGUACAAUUCUGGAACAAACUGGCACUUCAGUACUGCGGCAGGUGGCUUGCCUCUCAGUUCAGUGCUUACGCAGAAGCUUCGGAGUCGCUAUGACUGUCGCAGUUAACUGGUGGGUGGAGUACACCAUGCAGGACAGACUGGUUUCUCUACAUGGGCCAGUUACGACUCUUUUCUCUUUUACGGACAGAGACGUAGUGGGUAUAGCACCCAUUACAGGGAGUAACACCAUAAUUAACACAGCCAUCUUGACCGGCCAACCAGUUUCCCUCCACGUUCUUGUACUGGGAGUUGGGCAGGAUGGGAAGGUAACAGAUAUUACUAUGGCGGUGAAGUGCCAAUCGGCCAGUGAAGACAUUGUGAAGGUGUCGAGCGAUUGCUCUGCUGUUUUCGUCGAUGGGACCGAGUCGGUGGCAGGCGGUACCUGUGCAGUGGUGGAGUUUUCUUUAGGAAGGCUUAGCAACUCUUUAUGUCUGACGGUUUGGGCUCCAGUUGUUCCUCUCCGAAUAUCUCUGUCCGACCCCGUCCUAAGCCCUAUCAGUGGCUGGAGCUACUACACAAGCAGCAGAUGUUCUCCGGUCUAUCAGCGGUCCAACAUACAGGUUCUAGCACAGUUCAGCGCCCAACCACUAGGUCACAGAGGAGAGCCGACGUUUAUGCUCGGAUCAGCUGAUCUGUUUGUAGAUGUGACAGACCUGGUGCGUGAUUGGUUAAGGGUAGAGAACCCCCGUGUUGCAGCACUUUAUCAGCAAAGUUAUCUGAUGGGAUUGGAGCCUGGAGUUACGUCACUAAACGUGAUAUCGAGUCAGUGGGAUGGCGUGCUUGGCAGUGCCCGUGUAAUUGUGACCUCUGAACCUGUAGCUCCUUCUGACCUUUCAGUUCAGUUAGUGGGCGGUCUCGGUCUGUCAGUCAUCGCAAGUCCUUCCCAUCCGUCGGUCAUCACAGCGGCUGUGACAUCUCAUAACACGCUUUAUAACCACGGCCAGGAAGCCGCUAUCAGUAUCUGGCUACAGUUCAGUGACGACUCUGCCGUACCGCUCUCGGCAUUCGGCAGCGUCCCUUUCUCUCCACGUCUGUCCUCACUGGCUGAAUCUGUGGUUGCCGUAUCAUCCCAGCGUGUCCUAGCACGAGGUGAUGGUGGAGGCCCUCUUGUGAAAGCAGAGCUUCUGGUUUCCACCUGUGAUGCAGGUGGAACUAAACGACUGGCCAAAGGAUCAGGCUGGAUACGAGUGAACCUUGAUUCAGACCUCUGGUCACCAAGCAGUGAAGAUUCGAACUUUGAGAUCACCGAUACGCCUGAUACUCUCGUGGACCAAUAUUAUACAUUUGGAUAUGAACGGGCAACCCUGGGUUUCACUAACGACUACGAUUUCAAUACAGACAAUGAGAUUAAUGGCAGGAAUGACUUGGAAAGAGCAGCAUCGACGUCCACUUAUAAAGAAACCGCAGUGUAUUUCUCUCCUGAGAUGGAAAAGGAAAAUGCAGGUGAAAAAACUGAUCAUCAGGAGCCAGGGUUGGGUGUCGGAGCUGUCUGUGCUCUAGUCUGUCUGUCUGCACUACUGUUUUUGGUAAACUUUGUGCCAUGUGCACUGAGAAAAAGACAACAAGUGAGGAAACAGAAGAUAGAAGACGACGGCUGCACCGGAGAAGAGAAAGAGAAUAAGAACAGAUAUUAUCAACAAGACAGGAGACGGUAAAGAGAACUGAUCACAAUAGAGAGUGAAUAAUUAAGAAAUAUGCAUCUUAUUUCAUCUUAAAGGUUUUACUGUUGCCAUUAUGCAUCUGUCUGUGUUGCUUUAAAAUAGUACAACCUAAAAUGCACCCAAAUUAUUUCUUGA
This is a messenger RNA of Trichomycterus rosablanca, 2988 nucleotides long. It is a transcript of the gene tmem132a, whose product is annotated as transmembrane protein 132A. The transcript has 11 exons. Lineage: Eukaryota; Metazoa; Chordata; Actinopteri; Siluriformes; Trichomycteridae. The record is from RefSeq and is a predicted model, not a curated record. Bases 1 to 2847 code for a protein of 948 amino acids.